Messenger RNA from Centropristis striata (black sea bass), 1751 nucleotides. RefSeq names its product carbohydrate (N-acetylgalactosamine 4-0) sulfotransferase 14 (gene chst14). Gene Ontology annotation, biological process: carbohydrate biosynthetic process; dermatan sulfate proteoglycan metabolic process. Gene Ontology annotation, cellular component: membrane. NCBI's taxonomy places the organism in Eukaryota, Metazoa, Chordata, Actinopteri, Perciformes, Serranidae. Gene Ontology annotation, molecular function: sulfotransferase activity. The record is from RefSeq and is a predicted model, not a curated record. The transcript has 2 exons. The coding region runs from base 137 to 1243 and encodes 368 amino acids.
UGCCCCCACCCCUUUUUUUGUAAUUUAAGUAUGGUACGUGGUGGUAGGUAACCGGUUUUGUUUUUUACGCAGUGACGUGAGAUAACUGUAAACUUUUAAAAAAGUCAAUAGGUAUUGAACAGACAGGACACAAACUAUGCUUCCUCGCAGGCAUGACUUCGGGGUGAAAAGGGUCGGAGAACCGCGCAGUGGCUCGGUUCUCAACCUUAGGGGCUCCGUCCGCCGCAGCUCCACCGUGCUGCCGUCGGUGCUAACUUUCCUGGUGAUCGUAGCAUCCGGAGGCCUGCUGCUCAUGAUAGAGAAAGGAAUGCUGAACGGCAUGGGGACGCCUCCACCCCGGGGUAACGGCAAGACUCUGGACCUCAUCCGAGAGGUUGGGCAGCACAGCCCGGGUGCUGAGGACGUGGACUCCCAGAUCCUCCAGGAGAUCCGUAACCGGACCAUCAGGACCAUGUGCAGCCAGAAGAACAUGCCACACAGCAUUUGGUCCCUGCCCCCCCUGCCGAGAAAGACGCUUCUACAGCACAUCCUGGUGAACGAUCAGUACCGUUUCCUCUACUGCUACGUCCCCAAGGUGGCCUGCUCCAACUGGAAGAGGGUCCUGAAGGUUCUGAACGGAGCUCUGGAGAACGUGGAAGUCAACAUCAAGAUGGACCACCGCAGGGACCUGCAGUUUUUGUCCUCUUUUAAACCAGAGGAGAUCCGCUACCGCCUCAAGAACUAUUUCAAGUUCAUGUUUGUGCGGGAGCCCAUGGAGCGCAUGCUUUCUGCAUACAGGAACAAGUUUGGAGAAAUAGAGUCCUACCAGAAAAAGUACGGUGUGGAGAUCGUAAAGCGAUACAGAAAAGGUCGGGCCAAGGACGCACCAGUAAGAGGAAACGAUGUGACAUUUGCGGAGUUUGUCCGUUACUUGCUAGAUGAGGACGUGGAGCACAUGAACGAGCAUUGGAUGCCGAUGUACAACUUGUGCCAACCCUGUGCUGUGUCCUACGACUUCAUCGGCUCCUAUGAACACCUUGAGAGGGAUUCUGACUUUGUGCUCGAGCGUAUUGGAGCGCCUCCUAACGUUCGCUUCCCAGAAAGGCAAACGUGGUACAAGCCGGUCACCACGGAGACGUUACACUAUUAUUUGUGUACCUUACCACAGAAGCUACUGAGGGAACUCCUGCCCAAGUACAUUUUAGACUUUUCCCUCUUUGCUUAUCCUCUUCCCAACACAACCACUGAACACUGCCGGCAUUAAACUUGCAAUGUAUUAUAGUUCUGAGAUUAUUUUUGAUAGAGAAUCAAUUUUUUACUAUUUUUAUUCAUAGGGAAGAAACAGUAUUUUGAUAGCUGUUACGGAUUUUUUUUUACUUGAGAUGUUUGAAUAUCAUCACAAAAUGCUGAUUAUUAGAAGAGAUGGACACCUGACUACAAAACCACUAAAGCUGGAAAUCAGCUGAAGACAAAGAUAAAAAAAAAGGAAAAUCUCUUUUUUAACGUGUUCCUGUCAUGCACUGUUACAGUAAAUGAACCAAUUCAGUAUAUAUUGAUUGUUGCAUACCAAACUUGGUAUUUUGCUUGAGAAUGUAAAGGGUUAAUAGCUUAUGUGGGCAUUUAGUGGUUUAGCAGGCUAAAACAACAAACAACAAACCAUGAACUCGCAGGGUCUGCUUUCUAAAAUCAACCUUUUGAAAACUUCUCCUUCCCCUCCCUCUCUCAUCUUUCCUUGGACUUUUUAUCUUGUAAUAAAACAGAAGUUAAAAUUU